UGUAUAUUGGCCCAAUUGACAAGUGUCGAUAAUUGCGCCAAAAUAAAAUAUAUUAUGUAUUCAUAUGUAAAUAUGUUUUAAACUUUACAUAAAAUUGAAGUGUCAAUAAUUGCGCCAAUUUUCAUAAAGUUGGUGAUUUUGUGAAGUGCGGUCGGAUUUUUUCUCAGUCGUGUUAUUUUUAAAAAUCGAAAUAAAAUGCCGAAAGUUCGUAAGUGUCGCGUGCGCGGGUGUGAGAGUACCAGCGGUGGGGUACUACGUUUAUUUAGUUUCCCAAAUGAAUGUGAGUUGGCUGAAAAGUGGAAGGAGAAUCUAAAAAUUUCUCCCACUGACCACGUUCCAGCCAGCAACUCAUUCAUUUGUGAGAAACAUUUUCAAAAAGAGGCAAUUGGCCCAAAAAUGCUUAAAAGGAAUGCAGUACCUACAUUGCAUCUGGAUGAGGCCCCAACGCAAUUAUUUCAACCGGUGCGCCCGUACAAAAGUUGCUGCGUUAGCAACUGUGCCGGUGGAGCAAAACUUUUUACGUUUCCUAAAACGGAAGUUGCUAGAAAUAAUUGGCGAAAGCCACCCUGCGUGGUCGAAAACUAG
Bactrocera tryoni is the source of this 585-nucleotide messenger RNA. RefSeq lists its product as uncharacterized. Bases 196 to 585 code for a protein of 129 amino acids. Lineage: Eukaryota; Metazoa; Arthropoda; Insecta; Diptera; Tephritidae. The record is from RefSeq and is a predicted model, not a curated record. Gene Ontology annotation, molecular function: sequence-specific DNA binding. The transcript is spliced from 3 exons.